This is a messenger RNA of Gracilinanus agilis (Agile Gracile Mouse Opossum), 1182 nucleotides long. It is a transcript of the gene EGFL8, whose product is annotated as EGF like domain multiple 8. The transcript is spliced from 9 exons. The record is from RefSeq and is a predicted model, not a curated record. Gene Ontology annotation, molecular function: signaling receptor binding; calcium ion binding. NCBI's taxonomy places the organism in Eukaryota, Metazoa, Chordata, Mammalia, Didelphimorphia, Didelphidae. Gene Ontology annotation, cellular component: extracellular region; cell surface. Gene Ontology annotation, biological process: anatomical structure development. Bases 93 to 983 code for a protein of 296 amino acids.
GCCUGCUGGCCUGGGUAACUUGUCUGCAGAUAUUCCUAGUGUCCCGAGGGAGACAGAAAGCCAGGAUAGCAGCGAGUGACCCCGAUGUAUAAAUGAUCAUGGGGUCCAGGGUCCGGGUUUUGCUGUGCUCUCUGCUAGUGGGAUUCUCAGUCCUGCUGUUGUUGGGGGGGCAGAGGGCGAAUGGGGAUCUUCCAUUCAGUAAGGGAGUCUGUUCCAGGCAGACCUUGAUGGUUCCACUUCAGUACAACGAAUCCUACAGCCAGCCUAUAUACAAACCCUAUCUGACACUGUGCACAGGUCGACGAGUUUGCAGCACUUACAGGACCACAUACCGUGUGGCAUGGCGGGAGGUUCGGAGAGAAGUGCAGCAAAUUCAUGCCAUAUGUUGUCAGGGCUGGAGGAAGAAACACCCAGGGGCACUCACCUGUGAAGAAGCCAUCUGUGCUAAGCCCUGUCAGAAUGGAGGGACCUGCAUUCAGCCUGACCAGUGUGAAUGCACCCCGGGCUGGGGAGGGAAGCACUGUCACGUGGAUGUAGACGAAUGCAGGACUGGAAUCACUCUUUGUUCUCAUAGCUGUUCCAAUACUCUGGGCAGCUUCACCUGCGGUUGCCCAAAAGGUCUAGUCCUAGGGUCAGAUGGAAGGACUUGCGAGAUCCCCCCUGAGCCACUUCCCAGUCCGAGUAUCCUUAGCUUGACAGUUCGGGAGGCGGAGAAAGAGGAGCAUUCUCUGAGGCAGGAAAUCGGGGAAUUACGAGGGCGGCUGGAGGUCUUGGAGCAGUGGGCAGGGCAGGUGACUGGCUGGGUCCGAGCCAUGCUACCUGUGUCUCCGGAAGCCAUCCGACCAGAGCAAGUGGCCGAGCUGUGGGGGAGGGGAGACCAGAUCGACUCCCUUAGCGAUCAGGUGCUGCUCCUGGAGGAGAAACUGGGUGCCUGUUCUUGUGAGGACAACAGCCUGGGUCCAGGUCUCAACAGUCGCAGAUAAGGGGCCUUUUGGAUAUCAACCCUCUUUAUUUCCAGUGCCCCUCCUCCCACUCGGAUAAUUUAUAGUGAAAGCCACUAAUUCCACGGAGACUAGAAGCUGGAUGGCCAAGUUGACAAGGGGACAGUUGUUGCUAGAGGAAUGGAAACCCCUGGGAAGGGUAGGGGCAAAAACAAUGUUCUGCAGUCCCAGCCCCAGCCCC